UUUGGCGUUUUGCCAAAGUGGUAGGUGGCAGCGUUUUGGCUGCUGGCCUUGCCGUGGUAGCGAUGACCGUGGCUGUGUCGGCAAUUGGUUUCACCAGAGAGGGGAUUAAGAAAGGGUCCCUGGGUGCAGGUAUGAUGUCUUGGGAAGCAAAUGAUAGAGGAGGCGGAGUGGUGGCGGGCGGUCCGGUGUCAACGCUACGGAGAAUAGGAGCUGUUGGUCUAUCUGGGACUGAAAAAUCUGUCAUUGGCACCAUAGCAGGGGGAUUAUUUGCCUUGAUAAGUUUAAGUAUGGAGCCAUCAGACACAGAAGACGAAGAAUAUGAAAGCUGGAGGAUUGAAAGAUAGCAUGCAUGAAGAAAGAAACCAUUGUGAGAUAUGUAUUAUAAGGAUCGUAAAAUGAAUGCUAUGUUCUGGCCGUGCUUCCAUGCAUUUUUAUGCUUGUCAGCAAUGUGCUACUAGGCUAAAUAAAUGCCCAAUCUGUAAGUAGGAGUAUUCUACGUUAUUGUACGAAAAAAAAUCUACAAAAUUCCUAGAAAGAAACUGUGCAACUGAAAAACACGGACUCCCUCAUUGCCUAAUUGCCUUAUCUAAUUCAAUUACCUUUUGUUUAU
Saccostrea cuccullata (small rock oyster) is the source of this 610-nucleotide messenger RNA. RefSeq names its product interferon alpha-inducible protein 27, mitochondrial-like. Gene Ontology annotation, cellular component: membrane. Lineage: Eukaryota; Metazoa; Mollusca; Bivalvia; Ostreida; Ostreidae. The transcript is spliced from 2 exons. The record is from RefSeq and is a predicted model, not a curated record. The coding region runs from base 63 to 344 and encodes 93 amino acids.